Cucumis melo (muskmelon) is the source of this 1624-nucleotide messenger RNA. RefSeq names its product probable uridine nucleosidase 2. The transcript is spliced from 9 exons. The coding region runs from base 420 to 1385 and encodes 321 amino acids. Gene Ontology annotation, molecular function: purine nucleosidase activity. Gene Ontology annotation, biological process: purine nucleoside catabolic process. Gene Ontology annotation, cellular component: cytosol. Lineage: Eukaryota; Viridiplantae; Streptophyta; Magnoliopsida; Cucurbitales; Cucurbitaceae. The record is from RefSeq and is a predicted model, not a curated record.
AAUUUUUAUUUGGGCCUUUGAAGGAGCUAUCCGUACAAAAACCCAAACAACAUGGGUAGAAUCCCACCCGUAUCUACGAACUGAGAAAAACACAAAGGCAAUCAUCUUUUUGUGGUUCUUUUUUCUGUUUUCCAUAGAAUUAUGAUUCGACUUCCAUUUCCCUGAUUAGAAAAAUCGUGGGAACUUGCUUUUUGAAAGUUUGUUUUGAUUAGAAAAUCGAGUGUCCAAGUUCCCAUCCUCACUACCGAACUAUUAUUAUGCAUUACAAAUUCUCAAAUCCCAUUUGUUCUUUUCCAAUUAAUUAAGUUGCCUUUAUCGAUCGCCAAGAUGUAUUCCAUUACUUGAUCUAUUCCUCUCUCUUUCCAUUGCCAUUGGGUUCUCCUCGAUUUUUCAUGUCCCUUUAAUUUGUUUUCACAUCCAUGGCCGAUUCGCCCAAGAAGAUUAUCAUCGACACCGACCCUGGCAUCGAUGAUGCUAUGGCGAUUUUUCUGGCUUUACAAUCGCCAGAGUUAGAGGUGCUUGGAUUAACGACUAUUUUUGGGAAUGUUUAUACUACUCUUUCUACAAAAAAUGCGUUGCAUCUGUUGGAAAUUGCUGGUCGGACUGACAUCCCAGUGGCUGAAGGAUCGCACGUCACAAUAACUAAUGGUACAAAGCUUCGUGUUGCUGAUUUUGUUCAUGGGAACGAUGGACUUGGAAACCAAAAUUUUCCACCUCCAAAUGGGAAGCCAAUAGACCAAGCAGCGGCUGUUUUUCUUGUUGAGCAGGCAAAUCUUUACCCUGGAGAAGUAACACUUGUGGCACUAGGACCACUUACAAAUAUUGCACUGGCCUUGCAGUUAGAUUCUGGAUUUGCAAAGAAAAUUGGAAAGAUUAUUAUUCUUGGCGGCGCGUUCUUUGUCAAUGGAAAUGUAAAUCCUGCUGCAGAAGCCAAUAUAUUUGGGGAUCCAGAAGCUGCAGAUAUGGUAUUCAUAAGUGGGGCUGACGUGAUAGUCGUGGGGCUAAAUGUUACACAUCAAGUUGUCUUGACAGAGGCUGAUCGCGACAAAUUGGCACGUUCAGGCGGGAAAUUCGCCAAGUAUCUCUGCCAAAUUAUGGACAUUUAUUUCUCUUAUCACAAGGAUUCAUACGAGAUAAAAGGAGUUUACCUCCAUGAUCCAGCAACUUUGAUUGCGGCUGUCGAUCCCUCACUUUUCACAUACACCGAAGGAGUAGUUCGAGUCCAAACGACGGGCAUCUCAAGAGGACUCACUAUUUUGUACAACAAGCAAAAAAGGUUUGGUGAAGUGAGUGAAUGGUGUGAUAAGCCAACUGUGAAGGUGGCAAUCACAGUCGAUGCUCCGGCUGUUGUUAAACUGGUAAUGGACCGAUUAAUCGACUCCUAGAAAACACAAGAGUUACCAGUUAGAGAUUACAUAUUCAGGAAUGUAAAAUUGUAUCAUUCAGGUUUUCACUUUCAUUGUCAAUGCAAUAAUGAAAGCUCUCACAGUACAAAGGCCGUGUCACUAUGAAUUAAAUAAAUUGUACGUCGAAGUUGGCUGAUCAACUUCUUCUCAUGUAAUUUGAUAUUGAGUUUUACAUUAAUCUUUAAGAACUUAGAAAGGAUCUCUCUCAAUUAUCCUUA